GCGCGUUUGUUUCCGAAGUUGGUUGCCACGUAGUUGGAAUCGGAAGGAAUGAUUCAGUUUAGAUUUUUGAGAAUUGUAGGAUUUAGUGAGGUUUCAUUGUCGAAAUGAUUCUGUUUGCUGUUUGUUUGAUGCUGCCCUCGUUGUUUGUGUACGUAAAAGGUGGGAAGCUUCCUGAGCUAGAAGUUCAAAUUGAAGUUAUCCACAAACCCUUCAUAUGUAGCCGCAAGUCAAAAUAUGGAGACAUGCUUCUUGUUCAUUACGAAGGAUUUUUGGAGAGUAAUGCCACCAUGUUUCAUUCCAGUCGCAAACAAGGGGACCAGAAACCAGUAUGGUUCACUCUCGGGAUCAGAGAAGUGCUCAAGGGUUGGGACAAGGGUCUGCAGGACAUGUGCGCAGGAGAGCGCAGGAAACUUACCGUCCCUCCAUCUCUGGCUUAUGGCAAAGAGGGAAAAGGAAAAAUUCCUCCAAGCAGCACCCUCAUUUUUGACGUUGAGCUCAUGGAGAUCCGAAACGGCCCCCGCUCACACGAGUCUUUCCGGGAGAUGGACCUAAAUGAUGACUGGAAACUCUCCAGGCUAGAGGUGAAAGAGUAUCUGAGGAAGGAAUUUGAGAAACAUGGAUACUUGCCCAAUGACACAAAUCAUGAAGUGAUGGUAGAUGAUAUCUUCAAGAAUGAAGAUGAAGACAAAGAUGGUUUUAUAUCUGUCAGGGAAUUCACCUACCAACAUGAUGAACUCUAAAAGACAGGACCCCCACCCAAUUGUUUUUAGUUUUU
This is a messenger RNA of Thalassophryne amazonica, 775 nucleotides long. RefSeq names its product FKBP prolyl isomerase 14 (gene fkbp14). The transcript has 4 exons. The record is from RefSeq and is a predicted model, not a curated record. Gene Ontology annotation, molecular function: peptidyl-prolyl cis-trans isomerase activity; calcium ion binding. NCBI's taxonomy places the organism in Eukaryota, Metazoa, Chordata, Actinopteri, Batrachoidiformes, Batrachoididae. The coding region runs from base 105 to 740 and encodes 211 amino acids.